AUGGUGCAGAUGUGGGAGAUUGUCGGGGGUGCGGACAAGGGCGGAAUCAUAGUCAGGGAUGGUGAGAAUACCAAGUCCAACCAGCUGGACGAUCGCCUUUCCACAGGGGCGCUCGUGGAGGAGGUGGAGCUGAAGGGCGAUCGUUUGCACUACCGGCUGGUCAUGGGCACCGGCCCUAUGGAUGGCUGGGUGAGCAUCAAGUUGAAGGACAAGGAAUUAGCUGUCAAGACUGACAAAGCUCCGCCCCCGCCUCCAACCGCAGUCGGCCCUAAGGGGGAGGCUCCGCUUCCCAUCGGCCUUUUUUUCCCGGGCCAAGGCUCCCAGUACGUGAAGAUGAUGGAGAGGGUCUUGGAGAUUGCUGCGGUGAAGGAGAUGGUGGAGAAGUCCAAACCCAUUUUGGGCUACGACAUCCUGGACAUCUGCUUGAACGGUCCUGAGGAGAAGCUUGAAGAGACACGCUAUUGCCAGCCGGCUAUGUUCAUUGGCGGACUUGCGGGCCUUGAGAAGCUGAAAGUGGACAAGCCGGAGGCUGUCUCUCGGGCAUCGGUCAUGGCUGGCCUCUCUUUAGGUGAGUACACCGCCCUGUGUGCCGCGGGCGUGAUGACCUUCGAGGAUGGCCUCAAGCUGGUGAAGCUGCGGGGAGAAGCCAUGCAGGAGGCUGCAACGUCGGGUGCCAAGAAGCAGCUGAUGCUCUCCGUUGCCGGCUUGGAGCGCUCCAAGUUGGAUCCACUGUGCCGCGAGGCGGCCGCCAAGGAGGAUGGAGGGGUUUGCUCGGUGGCAAAUUGCCUCUUCCCUCAAGGCUAUUCCAUUGGUGGCACUGAGAAGGCCAUCAACACUCUCAAGGAACUGGCGGAGAAGAACGGUGCACUGCAAGCGAAGGUUCUGAAGACGGCAGGAGCCUUCCACACGUCUCUGAUGCAGCCGGCUCAGGACAAGCUCUCGGCAGCCUUGGAAGAAACGCUCCCGAACAUGAAGCCACCGAUGCACACGGUGUGGAUGAACGCUUCGGCCCAGCCGAUCCGCCCAGGAACGGAUCCCAAGGAGAUCGUGGCCCUCCUGAAGAGGCAGCUCACAAACCCAGUUCUUUGGGAUGAUUCCGUCAAUGCUAUACUGAAGGAAGGUCUCAACGAGUUCUACGAGGUGGGCCCCAUGAAGCAGAUCAAAGCCAUGAUGAAGCGCAUUAACCAAACAGCCUGGAAAGCCACGACGAACGUGGAAGUCUGA
Messenger RNA from Symbiodinium pilosum, 1224 nucleotides. NCBI's taxonomy places the organism in Eukaryota, Dinophyceae, Suessiales, Symbiodiniaceae. The record is from the annotation of a GenBank genome assembly.